GUUUCUGCGGAGGGAUCUUGCGGGGCGGGGCCACGGUUGCUAUAUAAGGGCGCGCCGGGUGUGGUGCAGCCAGUUUCGUCCAGGCCGGGAGUUCGUUGCUUCCUCUUCUCUGCGUGCGGCUGUCAUCGCGAUUUGACAAUGCAGAUCUUCGUGAAGACCCUGACGGGGAAGACCAUCACCCUGGAGGUGGAGCCCAGCGACACCAUCGAGAACGUCAAGGCCAAGAUCCAGGACAAGGAGGGCAUCCCCCCCGACCAGCAGAGGCUCAUCUUCGCCGGGAAGCAGCUGGAGGAUGGGCGCACCCUGUCUGACUACAACAUCCAGAAGGAGUCCACUCUGCACCUGGUCCUGCGUCUCAGAGGUGGGAUGCAGAUUUUCGUGAAGACCCUGACGGGGAAGACCAUCACCCUGGAGGUGGAGCCCAGCGACACCAUCGAGAACGUCAAGGCCAAGAUCCAGGACAAGGAGGGCAUCCCCCCCGACCAGCAGAGGCUCAUCUUCGCCGGGAAGCAGCUGGAGGAUGGGCGCACCCUGUCUGACUACAACAUCCAGAAGGAGUCCACUCUGCACCUGGUCCUGCGUCUCAGAGGUGGGAUGCAGAUUUUCGUGAAGACCCUGACCGGGAAGACCAUCACCCUGGAGGUGGAGCCCAGCGACACCAUCGAGAACGUCAAGGCCAAGAUCCAGGACAAGGAGGGCAUCCCCCCCGACCAGCAGAGGCUCAUCUUCGCCGGGAAGCAGCUGGAGGAUGGGCGCACCCUGUCUGACUACAACAUCCAGAAGGAGUCCACUCUGCACCUGGUCCUGCGUCUCAGAGGUGGGAUGCAGAUUUUCGUGAAGACCCUGACGGGGAAGACGAUCACCCUGGAGGUGGAGCCCAGCGACACCAUCGAGAACGUCAAGGCCAAGAUCCAGGACAAGGAGGGUAUCCCCCCCGACCAGCAGAGGCUCAUCUUCGCCGGGAAGCAGCUGGAGGAUGGGCGCACCCUGUCUGACUACAACAUCCAGAAAGAAUCUACUCUGCACCUGGUCCUGCGCUUGAGGGGAGGUGUCUAAGGUCCCCCUUUUAAGCCUCUGACAAAUUACAUUGCACUUUUCUUUCAAUAAAGUUGUUGCAUUCCCAAA
This is a messenger RNA of Equus caballus (horse), 1125 nucleotides long. It is a transcript of the gene UBC, whose product is annotated as ubiquitin C. Gene Ontology annotation, cellular component: nucleus; cytoplasm. Gene Ontology annotation, biological process: modification-dependent protein catabolic process; protein ubiquitination. Gene Ontology annotation, molecular function: RNA binding; ubiquitin protein ligase binding; protein tag activity. The record is from RefSeq and is a predicted model, not a curated record. NCBI's taxonomy places the organism in Eukaryota, Metazoa, Chordata, Mammalia, Perissodactyla, Equidae.